AUGGUCUCUUCAAUUUCGAGGGUGGUUACCGCCCUUGGGCUUCUUUUAUCCACUGUCACUUCAUCUGCCGUACCUCAUAAAAGCCUCGCCCCCAGAACACCAGAGGUUCCUUGGAAGAACACUGGUCUCUUCAGUGGACACACCAAACGACAAGGAUAUGAGACUGCCUGUAAUCAUGGUCCAGAGUCAAGAGGAUGCUGGAUUGACGACUUCAACAUCGACACUGACAUGGAUGUUGAAUGGCCAGAUACUGGAAAGACAGUCAAGUAUCAUCUAACCAUCACCAAUACCACUGGAGCUCCAGAUGGUUUUGAAAGGCCGAUGUUCUUGAUCAAUGGCCAAUACCCAGGACCAACUAUUACCGCCAACUGGGGAGAUGUUCUAGAGAUCACAGUUACCAAUGGCCUUGAAAACAACGGCACAGGUAUACACUGGCACGGUCUGAGGCAACUCGGGACAAAUGAACAAGAUGGCGUAAAUGGUAUCACUGAAUGCCCAAUCGCACCCGGUGACUCCAAGCUCUACAGAUUCAAAGCAACUCAAUACGGCACUACCUGGUAUCACUCGCACUACUCCGUGCAGUAUGGUGACGGCAUCGUGGGUCCUCUGAUCAUAAAAGGACCCUCGACGGCGAACUACGAUAUUGAUCUUGGCGCUUUCCCAAUGACUGACUGGUUUCACGCAACCACUUUCACCGUCAACGCUGCAGCCGUUCAUGCAAAUGGCCCACCAACUGCUGACAAUGUCCUUGUCAAUGGCUCCAUGACCUCAUCUUUUGGCGGCAAGUACGCCGAGACAAUCCUAACUCCAGGAAAAUCUCACUUGCUGCGUUUGAUGAACGUUGGUAUCAACAACUACCUUCAUGUCGGCCUCGAUGGGCAUCAGUUCCAGGUCAUUUCGGCCGAUUUCACGCCCAUCGAACCCUUCUACACGGAUAGCUUGGUCCUUGCAGUCGGUCAACGGUAUGAAGUCAUCAUCAAUGCAACUGAAGCUGUGGGCAACUACUGGCUGCGUGUUGGUACUGGCGGUAGAUGCGAUGGUCCCAAUGCCAAUGCGGCAAAUAUCAGGAGUAUCUUCCGAUAUGCCGGUGCUCCAAAUGAAGACCCAGAUACGACUGGUUCACUUCCAUCGGGCUGCUACGAUGAGAAUGUUGUACCCUAUGCCAAGACGACUGUUCCUCAGGAGAUGCCUGAACAGCUGAGCGUGGGCUUCAACCCUAACUGGACUAGCGAUGUGACGCAGAAUCAGGGUUUAGUACAGUGGCUCGUCAACGGUAAUCCCAUGGGAGUUGAUCUUGAAGUCCCUACCUUGCAGUCGGUGUUGGAUGGCAAUGUUACCUACGGAAACAACCGCCACGUGUUUGCGGUCGACGAGAAACACCAAUGGCAAUACUGGGUCAUUCAACAAAACAGCUCCAACCCACCACUUCCUCACCCCAUCCACCUCCACGGCCACGACUUCUACGUCCUCGCACAGGUCGAGAACGCAGUCUGGAACGGAGAUAUUUCGACCCUGAAGACGGACAACCCCAUCCGCCGGGACACGGCUGAUCUUCCCGCUGGAGGCUACCUGGUCCUUGCUUUCGAGUCCGACAACCCUGGUGCAUGGCUCAUGCACUGCCACAUCCCCUUCCACGUUGCCGCCGGUCUCGGCGUCCAGUUCCUCGAGCGCGAAUCGGAAAUCAAGGCCCAAGAUGGAUACGCAGAGAUGCACAGGACAUGUGCUAACUGGCGGUCGUGGCGCUACAAGUACCAUCCCAAUGGCAUCUUGUUCCCUGGUGACUCUGGUCUGCGUCGUCGCUGGUGA
Bipolaris zeicola 26-R-13 is the source of this 1806-nucleotide messenger RNA. RefSeq names its product multicopper oxidase. Gene Ontology annotation, molecular function: oxidoreductase activity; copper ion binding. Bases 1 to 1806 code for a protein of 601 amino acids. The record is from RefSeq and is a predicted model, not a curated record. The transcript is spliced from 5 exons. NCBI's taxonomy places the organism in Eukaryota, Fungi, Ascomycota, Dothideomycetes, Pleosporales, Pleosporaceae.